Molecule: messenger RNA, 369 nt
Organism: Cercospora beticola
Lineage: Eukaryota; Fungi; Ascomycota; Dothideomycetes; Mycosphaerellales; Mycosphaerellaceae
Source: RefSeq, a predicted model, not a curated record
AUGAGUUCGCACCCUGCCGCAUGCCUUGCCGCUGCGAAAGCCUUCGCAAGUGGCAUCAACUCGGUUUCCAUGGAUUUCAUUCGCGAGAAUGCAGCUGGCAUCAUGCAAAGGGCACCUAUCAAAUAUGUCCGAGAAGCCACGCUUCGUGGAAAUCUUUUCGCGACCGAUGAUAGCAGCGGUGCUAUCUCGUCAGUGUACACUGACUUCUUUGUUGAUCACGGAGAGCCUCUUGAGGCAUUACGCUGGGUCCGAGAAGGACUGAAUUGGCCACUUGGUGAAUUGCUUGAUGGGCACGAAUUCCUAUUGAUGCUUGAGAUCCGUCUUCGAAGUCGAUCCAGAUCUCGGUCUGCUUCGCAAGCUGGUCGUUGA